AUGUCGAUAGAAACUAUCAAUGUAGCCGCACUCCUCAUGGGCGUCGGGGAGGACCUCGUCCUGCGAGAACAGCCUGUUCCAACCCCAGGCGCGAGCGAAGUCCUGGUUCACAACCACGCCCUUGCCGCCAAUCCCGUCGACUGGAAAGCGCAGACUCUUGGGUUCCUGGGAGGGUCGUAUCCACACUGUCUUGGUGCAGAUCUUGCAGGCGUCGUGGUCAGAAUCGGGUCAUCCGUCGACGGGUUCAAGCCAGGAGAUCGUGUGCUGGCGAGUGCAAGCGGCAUCGUGACCCAAAACCCCAACCACGGAGGCUUCCAGACCUUGACGGCCGUGGACGUGGCUUCGGUCACCAAGAUCCCGGACUCGACCUCCUUCACCGAGGCCGCCACCCUACCCCUGGCCAUCGAUACCGCGGCCCAGGCCUUCUUUCACAAUCUCGCCCUGCCCUACCCCGGCGAGCCCGGGGGUAAAAAGCCUGGAUCGGCCCUGCCCGGCGACGUGCUUCUGGUGUGGGGCGCUGCCGGCUCCGUGGGCCGGGCGAUCGUACAGCUUGCCCGCAUCUUGGGAAUAGAGGUGUACGCGACGGCGAGUGCGCGCCACCACGACGCCCUCGGGAAGCUGGGCGCAAGCUUCGUCGUAGACUACCACUCAGCUACCGCGGUCGAAGAGCUCAAGGCCACCGCUGCCGCCGCUGACAAGCGUAUAUUCGUCGCGGUAGACUGCAACACCAGCGCUGACAGCCUUGCUUAUGUAUUUGGGGUCCUCUCGGAUGGGGACGGCGGCGUGAGGAAAACGGUGGUGACUAUGCAGCCUUUGGAUUGGAUCCAGCCUAGCGUGGUGGUCCCUGAAGAUGUCGACAUCAGCUUUGUGGAUGGAGCGAGCAAGUAUACGUCGCGGCUGGACAUCCAGACGUGGCUCCACGGCAAGGGGUUGCCUGGCUGGUUGGAGAGUGGCGAGAUGGUCCCCGGGCCAUAUCGUGUUGUACCGGGCGGCCUCGGUGGGCUUCAGGCUGCCCUUAACGAGCUGAGAUCAGGCGCUGUGAGUGGCGAGAAAUUGGUGGUUGUGGUUUAG
Messenger RNA from Pyricularia pennisetigena, 1071 nucleotides. RefSeq lists its product as uncharacterized. The coding region runs from base 1 to 1071 and encodes 356 amino acids. NCBI's taxonomy places the organism in Eukaryota, Fungi, Ascomycota, Sordariomycetes, Magnaporthales, Pyriculariaceae. The transcript has 2 exons. Gene Ontology annotation, molecular function: oxidoreductase activity, acting on NAD(P)H. The record is from RefSeq and is a predicted model, not a curated record.